Candida dubliniensis CD36 is the source of this 1560-nucleotide messenger RNA. RefSeq names its product 60S ribosomal export protein NMD3 (gene NMD3). Gene Ontology annotation, cellular component: cytoplasm; nucleus. Gene Ontology annotation, biological process: ribosomal large subunit export from nucleus. The transcript has a single exon. NCBI's taxonomy places the organism in Eukaryota, Fungi, Ascomycota, Pichiomycetes, Serinales, Debaryomycetaceae. Bases 1 to 1560 code for a protein of 519 amino acids. Gene Ontology annotation, molecular function: ribosomal large subunit binding. The record is from RefSeq and is a predicted model, not a curated record.
AUGUCAAAUUAUACUCAAAUGGAUCCCACCAAUCAAGGCGGUGGUGCUCAAGUGGCUACAGUAUUAUGUUGCAAUUGUGGUGUUCCUAUGGAUGGGUCCCUGGGAUUAGUAAUGUGUUACGACUGUAUUAAAUUAAAUGUUGAUAUAACAGAAGGUAUUCCAAGAGAGGCAAAUGUGUCAUUCUGUAGAAAUUGUGAAAGAUUUUUACAGCCACCUGGACAGUGGAUAAGAGCAGAAUUGGAAUCCCGUGAGUUGCUAGCUUUGUGUCUUAGACGUUUGAAGGGUUUAAACAAGGUGAGGUUAGUUGACGCAAGUUUCAUCUGGACUGAGCCUCAUUCCAGAAGAAUCAGAGUUAAGAUCACUGUUCAAGGUGAAGCCAUGGCAAAUACUAUUGUUCAACAAACAUUCGAAGUCGAGUACGUUGUGAUUGCCAUGCAAUGUCCAGAUUGUGCCAAAUCUUAUACCACCAAUACCUGGAGAGCCACCGUUCAAAUAAGACAAAAAGUCCCACAUAAGAGAACCUUUUUGUAUUUGGAGCAAUUGAUUUUGAAGCACAAUGCUCACGUCGAUACUGUUUCCAUCCAAGAAACCAAAGAUGGGUUAGAUUUCUUCUAUGCCCAAAAAAACCACGCAGCUAAAAUGGUCGAUUUCUUGCAAGCUGUUGCUCCUAUCAAGGUUAAGAAAUCUGAAGAAUUGGUGAGUAUGGAUAUACAUUCGGGAUCAUCAAGUUAUAAAUUCUCCUAUUCUGUAGAAAUUGCUCCUAUUUGUCGUGACGAUUUGGUUGUUUUGCCUAAAAAGUUGGCACAUUCCAUGGGUAACAUCUCACGUUUGGUUUUAUGUAACAAGAUCACUAAUUCUAUUCAGUUUAUGGAUCCUAAUACUUUGCAGACAGCCGAUUUAUCAUCUCCAGUGUACUGGAGAUUUCCGUUCCCAUCAUUAUUAGAUGCCACACAAUUGGUGGAGUUUAUUGUAUUAGAUGUUGAGCCAACAGGUGAUAUCAGAGGUAAAUAUGUGUUGGCUGAUAUUGAAGUGAGUCGUGCCAGUGAUUUGGGGUCGAAUGAUCAAACUUUCUAUGUCCGCACCCAUCUCGGUGGUAUCUUACAUCCAGGAGACUCUUGCUUGGGUUACUAUUUGACAAAUACAAAUAUAAAUUCUGAGUUGUGGGAUACGUUGGAUACUGAUAAUACCCCUGAAGUUGUGAUAGUAAAGAAACAUUACGCAAGAAAAUCCAAGAAAUCUAAGAAUAGAAAAUGGAAGUUGAAGAGAAUGGCCAGAGAACACAAUGAUAUUGUUGCUAAUGACGAUAGCAGACAAGCAAGACAGGAACAAGAGAGAGCAGAAAGAGAUUACGAGUUGUUCUUGCAAGAAUUAGAAGAGGAUGAUGAAUUAAGACAAACAAUCAACUUGUAUAAAGCCGGUGAUAAUCAACCACAAGUAUCCAGAAAUCAUGACGACAUGAAUGAUGGCGAAGAAGAUGACGAGGAUGCUCCUGAGAUUGGCAUUGACGAGUUAUUGGAUGAAUUGGACGAUAUGACGUUGGAUGACACACCAAUGAAUUAG